AUGGUGACACUUGCAGAGCUAGCAUCGGACAUCCAGUCCCAGGUUAAGGUCAUAGAUACCUACCUGACCGAACAUAACCUCCCGCAGCCCACAUUCGCGCCAGACAGCCCGAGGGAACUACCACUGGACGCCAAUGUGCAGCGCGCCAGGCUCCUACUGAUCGAGAAGGCCAUGGCCCUCUCGAACCUCGCCAUUGGCGCUGCUGAUAAUCUUAGGUGGCAUUGUAUGAACAACAAAUUCGACGAUAUGACCCUUCACUUCUUGGCCCGCUACAAUAUCUUCGACGCGGUGCCUCGAGAUGAACCCAUUUCAUAUGCGGAGCUGUCGAAGAAAGUAGGUCUUGCGGAGCACCGACUGCGUCGUAUCAUGAGCAUGGCCUACACGCAGCACUAUUUCUGCACGCCCAAGCCGGGCUUUGUAGCGCACACGAGCAACUCGGCUAUGGCGAUUGGCGAUCCCUUGGCUCUGGCGUGGAUUCUCCAUAACAUCGAAGAGGUCCAGCCAUGGUACUCGAACAAGCUGGUCGACGCGACCAUGAAGUGGGGGGAUAGCAUUGAUCCCAAGCACACUGGGCCAAAUCUCAAUGCCAAGCCGGGCGAGGAGAAGCUGUUUUACGAAAUAAUGGAGGAGGAUGACCAGGGCGAGUGGAAUGGUGUCAAAGGGAAGGGUUUCCGUCUUUGGAGGCUGUAUGAUACAGACAAGUUCUUCGGGACCGGUGGCGCCAUCAAGGGCACGAACUUGCUUCGCGCGUUUGACUGGGGUGGGCUUGGUAAAGCAACUGUGGUCGAUAUCGGUGGCAUAACAGGCCAUCUGGCCUCCACGGUCGCGUUGGCAAAUCCUGACCUCACCUUCAUUGUGCAGGAGAGGAACCAGCCGUGGUAUGAGAAGCAGUUCUACGAGCAGCUCCCUGCUGAGCUCAAUGGUCGCGUGAGCUACAUGCCACACGACAAGUACGCCGAGCAACCAGUCAAGGGCGCCGACGUCUACUUUAUGAGCACCGUGCUGCACAAGGAGCCCGACGACAAGGCCAUCACCAUCCUGCGGCGCUGCGUCGAGGCCAUGGACCCGAAUAAGAGCCGCCUUCUGACUCGCGACAUUGUGAUGGACGGUGGUGACCCUCCAGCGGAGGAUGCCGUCAUUAAUGGAAGGGCAAUCAACAGUAAGGAGGGGUCGUAUGAGGCUGGUCUUGGACCCACUGGAGUUAUCACCAGGCUUAAUAUUGGAAUUGACUUCCAGGUCUUAGCGGUAGUAAAUGGCUUCGAGAGAACGAGAGAGGAGUGGGUCACUUUGUUCAAGAAGGCGGACCCUAGGUUCGCCCUGAAGGGAUGCAUCCAGACUGUUGGAAACUGUGCUGCUCUGAUGGAAUGGAUUUUGGAGGAGUGA
Aspergillus bombycis is the source of this 1383-nucleotide messenger RNA. RefSeq lists its product as uncharacterized. Gene Ontology annotation, molecular function: O-methyltransferase activity. Lineage: Eukaryota; Fungi; Ascomycota; Eurotiomycetes; Eurotiales; Aspergillaceae. The record is from RefSeq and is a predicted model, not a curated record. Bases 1 to 1383 code for a protein of 460 amino acids. The transcript is spliced from 3 exons.